This is a messenger RNA of Penicillium chermesinum, 660 nucleotides long. RefSeq names its product zinc-finger domain-containing protein. NCBI's taxonomy places the organism in Eukaryota, Fungi, Ascomycota, Eurotiomycetes, Eurotiales, Aspergillaceae. The record is from RefSeq and is a predicted model, not a curated record. The transcript is spliced from 3 exons. The coding region runs from base 1 to 660 and encodes 219 amino acids. Gene Ontology annotation, biological process: mitochondrial electron transport, NADH to ubiquinone.
AUGAUGUCCUGCACUCGUCGCCUCACCGCUCUGGCGUCGGUUCGCCCUCGGUUUGCCGUUCGCACUUACUCUUCCACCGUCGCUCGCCUUUCCGAGAACCGCAUCCCGGUCAAUGAUGCCACCCCGCCAGCUCCAGCUCCCACCACCAAGACUGAGCUGGCAGCGAAGGAUACUGAGCCCAGCGGUGUCCCAAUUGAGUCACUGGCGAACAUGGAGAACCAGUACCAGGAGGAUCCCAUCGUGGCAGAAGCUAUCCGUAGCCUACAGGCCCCGAACCGCGCCACCACCUGGGCGGCCAGCCAGCAGCCUCGCGCGCAAGCCAUGACUGGACCUCGAUUCGAGCAAACUAUCAUGGAGACUCAGCCCCGGCCUAUGGCCGCCAUUGAGCUCAUCCAUAAGCAACCAGUCCGCUGGUCCAAGAGCAGAAUCGUCAGCUGUGACGGUGGUGGUGGUCCCCUUGGCCACCCCAAGAUCUUCAUCAACGUCGAUAAGCCUGAGAUUGCGACCUGUGGAUACUGUGGCCUGCCCUUUGCCCACGAGCAGCACCGUGCAUAUCUCGAGUCUCUCCCCGCCACCAGCUACCCUCUCAAGCCCACUGACGAUCCCGCUGAGGUGAAUGAGACCCAACGCGUGACAGAUGGCGGCCUGGAGCAGCGGUAA